Oikopleura dioica is the source of this 1599-nucleotide messenger RNA. The record is from the annotation of a GenBank genome assembly. Lineage: Eukaryota; Metazoa; Chordata; Appendicularia; Copelata; Oikopleuridae.
AUGGUUCAGGUUUUGCGAGACUGCGAUGACUUUGUUUUGGGAGCGGAUGGAUCAAAAAUUGCUUCGACAAAGUUCCAAUCAUUCACGAUCAGAUCCGGAACAGAAUGCUAUAUUUUUCAACUGGUCGCCAUUCCUGAUGAAAAGUCUGAAACCGUCCGCGAAGCCUUUCAGUCUUAUCUCUCAAGUUUUCCAGACGAAACUCAGCAGCAUUUCGCUUCAAAGUGCAUGGCGACAGCGAGCGAUUCUGCGGCGAACGCACUUAAAAGCUGCAAGCUUAUUAUGGAAACCUUGGAUAAAAUCACGCCAAGAGAAAGGCUUCAUCUGAAAUGCUCGAUGCAUAAGGUCUGUCAUAUGGAGAAGUGUAUCCGAGCUUGCAUCCAGAACGUUUUUGAUGAUAUCUUGCAGUUUUGUGAAGCAUAUUUGACGUGUUCCAGGAGCCAUGGACUUCAUGGUUCCCAAGGCAGCAAGCUCAAAAUUUAUCUUGAAGCCCUUCGAUCUCGUGAUGGUCUACAGAAAGUGACAAAGCCGCUUGAAAUGCAAAGUCAUGUUCGUUUUGGUAAUCUUACCAGAAAUCUCCAGCGAAUCGCAACAAACUACAGCGAUAUUGUCGAUUUCAUCCGGUUCGAGCUCGCUCUCACUGACGAUGCGAAGGUUAUGGAAGACAAUAAAGCGCAGGCGAUCAUUGAAUUCGCCAGCUCGGCGAUGGUUUAUUCCGUCAUCGUGAGUCCUUACUGGUCAAAAGUGUCCGGCCUGAUGAACUCAGAACAAUAUCUGUCUCUUGAGGAGCAUUUCAAGCAAGUUCUUAAAGAUGUUCUCUCAUCUUCUUCUCCUGCUUUAUUCCUUUUGAAAAGGGCGAAAGAAAUCGACAGUUCCUCUUGGGAACUUGGAUUCGAAGAUGUUGUAUUGGAAAUCUCUCGAGAUACAUCGAACUCCAAGUUCCUCGACGAGUGCAUCAAAAUGCGUCUUCACGCUGUUGAGAAACGGUUCGGCGAUUUCGUGAAUGAAUGCAGCUUUCCAUUCGCAAAAGAAAUAUCAUUCACAAAUCAGGACUGCGAGAGAAGCUUCGGAUCAGCUAAAGACUCAUUCUCCUCGAAGUAUAAUAUGGACACGUUCAAGUUCCAACAAGCAGUGAUGAGUCGCUUCAAUAUGACCUUCUCUUUUUGGCGACGACAGACUGACUUCGAGCAGAAACUCGGCCAGUUCAUGGCAAAUGCCUCUUCCAAAGAAGCUUCUAUCACGGAGAGAAGAAGAUCCGACCAUAAUGAUUCUAUUGCGAGAAUGCUGUCCGAUAUUGAAGAAGGUGAAAAAAAUCGAACACAAGUGGCAGUUUUUGAAGCCGUUAUCGCAGAACAUAAGCUUUGGCCGUCUCCCAUCAACGAGGCUGACGAUAAACAGUGCUUGAAAACAUUCACACAGCUUGUGCAGCCAAACUACCCAGUGAAAGUUUCACUUCAUCAGUUUCGAGGUCAUGUUCUGGGCUAUAUCAACAAACAGCUUUCUGCAGAGGACAAAGAAAUCAUUCAAUCAAAGUUGAAAAAGAAAAGAUCAUUGAAAGAACUGUUCAAUCAAACCGUUGAACACUUCAAUAAACUCCAAUAA